CUUGACAUUACCGACCAGCGCUGUCCUUGAAUUAUUACAUUACUAUAUUAGCGGUAUUGAUAGGACGAGAAUGGUUGUUCCUUAUGCGUUAUUCCACCCGCUUAGUCCGUUGCGGAGCCGAUAAACGAUCCACUACCCGGUGGAGAUGCAACCAGCCAGAGCGGCCUCCACCUGUACUGCAGGAGACAGAAGACAAACCUCCGAGCAGGCAUUCUGGUCAAAUCGAGGCUUCGAUGUAUGCACAUCCCAGCUCGGUGAUCGAGCGUCGGUGGAGAUACCUACAGCAAGGGUCAGGGGGAUCAAAGCUAUAAGUACCCCGGUGAGGUACUGCAUUUGAGAGGAAGUGCUCUGUAUCAACCCUUCAUCAGACCAGUGUGUAUCCGAAUCACCAUGUCGAACAUAGCCAAUAUGGCAGACAACUUGGGCAUGGCCUUCCUGAAGACACAGGGUGCCAGCAUUCUGAUAGCGCUCAUCAUUGGAAUCGGGACUUUACAUAUGGUCCGAAGCAUUUAUCGUCGCCAUUUCCACCCACUGUCCCAAUUCUCAGGCCCACCCGAAGCAUCUUUAUCCACGAACUGGCUCUAUAAAACCAACCAGGCAGGCUUUCCAGAGCAUGAAUUUGAAAGACUGCACAAGAAAUACCAAACCAAAUCCCUUCGCAUUGCCCCUAAUGAACUUCACCUUUCUGAUAUUCACCUGUACAAAGUCAUUUACAGCCAAUCAAAGCCCUUCCUCAAGUAUCCCCCUUUCUACAACUCAUUCAACAUUGACCACUCGCUGUUUGGUGAGACAGAUCCGGCACUGCAUAAAGAGCGACGCAAAAUGCUGAAUCCUCUUUUUUCUCGGGCGGGUGUAUUUAAGCUUGAAGGAGUUAUUCAUACCAAGGCGGGAAUCAUGAUGAGAAAGAUUGACAGAUUGAGGGAGAAGCACUUGAUAAACGUUUAUGAUGCCUUUCGAUGUCUCACCACGGAGGUUAUCAUGGAGUUUGCCUUUGCGCGCUCCGCCAAUAUGCUCGAAGAGGAAGAAUCGACAUUUGACUCAUGGUUCUUGAGAGCGUUUGAUUCGGUCGCCAGCGACUUGUGGACAGCCCAUGAAUGGCCCGUACUGCGGAAGAUUGGAUCAUGUUUGCCAAAGAGUAUUGUUAAGAUCAUGAACAAGAAGGUUGCAUCCUUUUUUGAAGUAAUUAAUUUCGCCGAGAGCUGCAUGAAUCACUAUGAGAAACAUGGCAAUACCACAUCCCAUCCAGUUGUCUUCGACCACCUUACGUCAGUGUCCUACCCUCAGAAAGUCACCGAAGCUAUGGAUAUCUUGAUUGCUGGAGCGGAUACCACUGCAUCUACCCUGACAGCAGCCCUGCUCCAUAUUCUCGCGGAUAAAAAGGUCCAAACCAAAUUGGUCCAGGCGUUACAAUCGGUGCAGCCAAACGAGCAGGGAGUUUUGCCACUUAUGGAACUUGAAAAGAUCGAUUAUCUGACGGCUUGUGUGAAAGAAUCCCUGAGGAUCGGAAUGCCCGUCCCUGGGCGGUUACCUCGCAUUGUGCCCAACGACCUGGCUCAGCCCUUUGCUGUCGAUGGAAAGAUCAUACCCCCGGGAACUGUCAUCUCAAUCUCCGCCUACACCAUGCACUACAGCGAAGAGCUCUGGGGUCCUGAUGCGCGAACCUUCAACCCCGAGCGCUGGUUACAGCCCGACUCCAAAAAUCUGGACCAGUACCUCUGUACCUUCUCCAAGGGUGCUAGGAUGUGCAUUGGUCAGAACGUCGCCUUCGCGGAAGUCACGAUUGUGAUGGCAUAUAUAUUCCGGAACUAUAAGCUCAGUCUUCCGCCAGAUUUCCAGCGACCGAAGCAGAAGGACUUUUUCACGAUGGAGUAUGGGAAGCCUGGCUUACCGGUUAAGUUCGAAGCUGUCAAUUAGGUUCUGUGUAGCUUCUUUAUGAGUUAACAUGCUUUACGCAUGCUUUGUAC
Messenger RNA from Aspergillus caelatus, 1964 nucleotides. RefSeq names its product cytochrome P450. Gene Ontology annotation, molecular function: iron ion binding; oxidoreductase activity, acting on paired donors, with incorporation or reduction of molecular oxygen; monooxygenase activity. Lineage: Eukaryota; Fungi; Ascomycota; Eurotiomycetes; Eurotiales; Aspergillaceae. The coding region runs from base 391 to 1914 and encodes 507 amino acids. The transcript is spliced from 7 exons. The record is from RefSeq and is a predicted model, not a curated record.